AUGUCAUUGGAUUCUAGAGGUGAAAAAAGAAAAGUACAAUAUUUAUUAUCUCAUACUGAACUUAUUGAAGAAGUUUUAGCAAAUGAAGAAAAAAGACAAAAAUUAGAAAUAAAAAAUAUCUUUAAAAAUGGAGGUAGUUCCAACGCAUCCAUAAAUCACAAAAUAAAUAAGGAGAUUAUGGAAUCCAAUGGGAAGGAUGAUACUGAUGAUGAUUUUAUUGAUGAUACUUCUUUAAAUGAUUUAUUAGUUACUGAUGAUGAUGAUGAUAAUGAAAAAAAAAAUUAUAAUUUGAUAGGAUUAACAAAAAAAUUUAUCCAGUAUUUACAAAAUAGCAAAAGUAAUGUAAUAGAUAUUAACGUUGCAUUAGAACAAUUACAAGUUAAAGGAAAAAAAAAAAUUUAUGAUAUUAUAAAUAUAUUAGAAAAUAUUGGAUUAAUUGAAAGGAAGACAUCAAAUCUUAUACAAUGGAAAGGUGGUACUUGGCCUCCAAAAAAUGGACAAAAAAUAGAUUUAAAAACAUCAGAUAGGAAUGAAAUGAUUAAAUUACAAAAUGAAAUAUCAAAAUUAGAUAAAAAGGAAAAAGAACUUGAUGAAUAUUUAAAAUAUAUGAAGAUGAGUCUUAAAAAUGUAUGUGAAGAAGCUGCUAAAAAAGAUUUAUUUUAUAUGCAUGCCGGUGAUAUUAUGGAUACUUUUGAAGAUAAAGCUGUUAUUGUUAUUCAAGCACCUAAAGGUACACUUUUUUCAAGUGAUGAAGGAAAAAUAUGUAUUGAUAAUAAAACAGGAAUGAAUUAUCCAUUAAUGAUAAAAUCAUUUAUUAAACCAAUAACAGCAACUUAUAUAGAACAAUCUUCUAUACCUAUAAAUUAUGAUUAUUAUGAUGAAGAAAGUUCUGAUUAUAUAAAUAAUGAGUAUGAUUCUGCAGGCCAGACAUACAAUGUCACAAAUAUUGAAGAACAAGAAUAUCUUUAUCACAUAGAAGAAAACACCUAUGAACAUUCAACGGGUUAUUCUAAUGGUAAUUUAAGGUACCCUUCACAUGGAGUUCAAUAUGUUGAAAAAACAUAUAUUGUACCUUUGGUUCCACAAGCUAAAGACGGUGAUUAUAAAUUCAAUUUUACUAGUGAUAUUGCUUUAAUUUCAUCAUUCUCUGAAGAUUUUUAA
Strongyloides ratti is the source of this 1161-nucleotide messenger RNA. Its product is annotated as Transcription factor E2F/dimerisation partner (TDP) domain and Winged helix-turn-helix DNA-binding domain-containing protein. The transcript has 2 exons. The record is from RefSeq and is a predicted model, not a curated record. Lineage: Eukaryota; Metazoa; Nematoda; Chromadorea; Rhabditida; Strongyloididae. Gene Ontology annotation, molecular function: RNA polymerase II cis-regulatory region sequence-specific DNA binding; protein dimerization activity; DNA-binding transcription factor activity, RNA polymerase II-specific. The coding region runs from base 1 to 1161 and encodes 386 amino acids. Gene Ontology annotation, cellular component: RNA polymerase II transcription regulator complex. Gene Ontology annotation, biological process: regulation of transcription by RNA polymerase II.